CGCGGUACCAAGUACAUGUGUCUGGAGGGAGGAUGUGGCGCCUGUAUCGUGAACGUCGUCAAAAGUCCUGGUGAAGCUUCUUUGGGUGUCAAUUCAUGCAUGGUGCCAAUAACUUCUUGCAAUGGCUGGGAUAUAACAACUAUAGAGGGAAUCGGUAAUCGUUUGAAAGGUUAUCACCCGAUACAAGUGACACUCGCUGAGAACAACGGCUCUCAAUGCGGUUACUGCAGUCCAGGAUGGGUCAUGGCAUUAUACAGCAUACUCAGAAACCGACGGCCGACGAUGCUAGAAAUAGAACAAUCAUUUGGGAGUAACAUAUGCAGAUGUACAGGAUAUAGGCCGAUUUUAGAGGCGUUCAAGAAAUUCGCAAUAGAUUCUCCUGAUGUUAAGGUUAUACCAGAUAUUGAAGAUUUAAGAUUAUGUGAGAAGUCUAGAGAACAGUGUUCGAAAAAUAGUUGUAGCGAGUGGGAUUGGUGUGUAAUAAACAAAAGCGAUUUGACUGAUGACAUUCCUCACAUUCAAUUACGUGAUCACCGAGAUUGGUUUAAAGCGACCACUAUUGAUAAUAUUUUCUCACUUUGGCAGCAAUUUGGUACAGAAUCCUAUAUGCUGGUUGGAGGAAAUACGGGAAAAGGCGUUGUUCCAAUAUUGGAAUAUCCGAAACUUCUUAUUGAUAUAAAUCAUAUUCCCGAACUACAUGGUUAUUACGUGGAUCAAAAUUUGGUGAUCGGAGCAUCAACGACUCUGACUGAUUUAAUGACAAUAUUUGAAUUCAAAGUCUGCAACUAUUGGAGGAAACUUAGCAUUGAAAAAUUUACAUCCUGGAUUUCAAUCUGA
This is a messenger RNA of Danaus plexippus (monarch butterfly), 837 nucleotides long. RefSeq lists its product as uncharacterized. Gene Ontology annotation, molecular function: flavin adenine dinucleotide binding; iron ion binding; 2 iron, 2 sulfur cluster binding. The transcript has 5 exons. NCBI's taxonomy places the organism in Eukaryota, Metazoa, Arthropoda, Insecta, Lepidoptera, Nymphalidae. The record is from RefSeq and is a predicted model, not a curated record. The coding region runs from base 16 to 837 and encodes 273 amino acids.